AUGGGCUUGGGAUAUAUUACUUGGCUUUGGCACAGGCUAUCAAUCGGCGUUUAUAGCCGAUUCUGUAGAGUAAGCGUUGGCUCUGAGGGGAAGCUCUUGGGAAGAGCCCUUGGCGGCUUUUCUUCGACAACCGUCGCACGGGACGGCUUUAGAGUGCAUAUAAUGGGCAAGAAGCCGCAUGACAGCCCAAAAAAAGUGGGUCACGUGAUCGAUCGCAAGCUCAACUUUGUAAAUACCUAUCGCUCUUCUUUCAAACCAUCGUCCUGCACACUCUUCUUGGCAGCGUGGAAAGUCGCCGUUUUUCCCCUCGCCAAAUCAACCAUGGCGGACUUUGGUGAAUACCCGCCUAAUAUGGCGCCCCAGGAUGCACUGGUCGUGCGAGAGCAAGCCGGACCUGACCACGCCGUGGUGAAAUAUUCCGCCGAGGACAUCUCCAGGCCUAAAGCUGGCCCAGUAAAUCCCUUCAAGGAGGUAACGACGGCUGUUGCGAAGCGCAAGAAAGUCCUGACCGGCACAGCGGAGGAGACGUUUAUCUCCGAGCACACCUUCCGCAGCAAACAUAGGGCGAUUGAGCGACGAGGCGGCCCGGAGCGCGAGUACCAGACAGUAGCCCAGCGCAAGCAGGCAGAUGCCCAAGUACGCGCCUCGCGCGAGAGCAAAGGCAGCGCAACAAUAGCCGAAGGCCCAGGAAGCUAUGUCGGUCCCUGGGCGCGGUACAAACAGACCGAAUACGAAGUCGUCGACGAGAAUGAGCCGCUGGCGAGCGACGAAGAGUACGAGAUUGUCGAGGAGGAGGAACAAGAGGACGUGGUGGAGAGCGGCACAGUCCUAAAGGCUCCCGAGGUUUCCAUUGCGCGGCGCAAGGUCGCCGAGGAAUUGGGCGACGAAACAACAACGUUCAACGGCACGCAGGAGCACGACUACCAGGGCCGGACGUACAUGCACGUGCCGCAAGAUCUGGACAUUGACUUGCGCAAGGAGGCCGGCAGCACCACCAACUUUAUCCCGAAGAAGCAGGUGCACGUCUGGCGGGACCACGGCGGCGCUGUUACGGCGCUGCGCUUCAUCCCGGCGUCGGGCCACCUGCUGCUGUCGGGCGGCGCGGACACGACGGUGCGCAUUCGCGACAUGUACCACGACCGGGAGCUGCUGCGCACGUACGCGGGGCAUAGCAAGGCGAUUUCCAGUCUCAGCUUCAACCGCGACGGCACGCAAUUCCUGUCGGCGUCGUACGACCGCAUGAUGAAGCUCUGGGACACGGAAACGGGUGCGUGCCUGGGCAAAUUUACGACGGGCAAGACACCGCACGUGGUCGAGUUCAACCCGGACCCGACGCACAGCCACGAAUUUCUCGCGGGCAUGUCGGACAAGAAGAUUGUCCAGUACGACGUGCGCGCCCCGCCGACGGAGAUUGUGCAAGAGUACGACCACCACCUCGCUGCUAUCAAUACGAUUGUGUUUGUGGACCAGAACCGGCGCUUCAUGACGACGUCGGACGACAAGUCGCUGCGCGCGUGGGACUACAACAUCCCGGUGCCGAUCAAGUACAUUGCCGAGCCUGACAUGUACCCGAUGACGCGCGCGGCGGCGCACCCGGGCGGCAAGUACGUGGCGUACCAGAGCUCGGACAACCAGAUCCUCGUGUUUGGCGCGACGGACAAGUUCCGGCAGAACAGGAAGAAGAGCUACCGCGGGCACCACAAUGCGGGGCUGGGCAUCGACCUCGACUGCAGCCCGGACGGCCAAUUCCUGGCGUCGGGCGACUCGGCGGGCUACGUCUGCUUCUGGGACUGGAAGACGUGCAAGAUGUACCACAAGAUCAAGGCGGGCCACCAGGCUGUGACGUGCGUCAAGUGGCACCCGCAGGAGACGAGCAAGGUCGUCACGGCGGGCCUGGACGGCGAGAUCAAGUAUUGGGAUUAA
Messenger RNA from Cordyceps militaris CM01, 1923 nucleotides. RefSeq names its product mRNA splicing factor (Prp17). NCBI's taxonomy places the organism in Eukaryota, Fungi, Ascomycota, Sordariomycetes, Hypocreales, Cordycipitaceae. Gene Ontology annotation, biological process: mRNA splicing, via spliceosome. Gene Ontology annotation, molecular function: protein binding; mRNA binding. Bases 1 to 1923 code for a protein of 640 amino acids. The record is from RefSeq and is a predicted model, not a curated record. The transcript is spliced from 2 exons. Gene Ontology annotation, cellular component: catalytic step 2 spliceosome.